Amphibalanus amphitrite is the source of this 1615-nucleotide messenger RNA. RefSeq lists its product as uncharacterized. The transcript is spliced from 8 exons. Bases 669 to 1415 code for a protein of 248 amino acids. The record is from RefSeq and is a predicted model, not a curated record. Lineage: Eukaryota; Metazoa; Arthropoda; Thecostraca; Balanomorpha; Balanidae.
UCGGACAUUGGUAGGAGGGUGGGGGAUAGGGAAAGGGUCGGGGGUCAGUGACAGGGCACUGUCGGUAAAAAAAAAAUACGGUUGGGUCCUUCAAAGGAUAAAUAAGCUUCACCCUUCGCUCAUUGAGACAUUUGUGAUUGCUAUUGACUUACACUUUCUGUGACAUGUAAGGCUUAUAUACUACUUAUGUACUACUUAUACUAGUCUAUACUAGUAUAUAUAAGUUGUAUAUACUACUUAUAUACUACUUGUCAAUUCACUGUUAUUUUCCAGGUGACCAGACGCAUGAUCCAAGCGCAUGCGUACAGUCCAAGCGUAGGUCCACCGCCCAAGCGUGGAUUAAGCCAACAUGGGGAAAAGAAAGGGACGCCCAGGAAGGCUGAUCGCCAGAAAAAGACCCCGGAGGAGUGUUGAGGAAGUAUUUUUCGUCGAGGACGUUCUAGAGUUUAACGAGGCCACGGAUAUGUAUCGGGUGAAAUGGCAAGGCACUCCGUCCGGAUGGUUCCGAGGCUGCCACCGUGUCGGAGACCGGUAGCCUCGCAGGGGGCCACCAGUCCGGCGCGCAGUCGGACGCCCAGUCGGACGCCCAGUCGGACGCCCAGUCCGACGAUCUGUCUGACGCCCAGCCCGACGAUCAGUCUGGCGCCCAGUCCGCCGUCCUCACGAGGAUGAUGACGCUGCCAGGACCGGUGGCUAUGCCGACGUCUCGUCCGGAUGGUUCCGAGGCUGCCACCGUGUCGGAGACCGGUAGCCUCGCAGGGGGCCACCAGUCCGGCGCGCAGUCGGACGCCCAGUCGGACGCCCAGUCCGACGAUCUGUCUGACGCCCAGCCCGUCGAUCUGUCUGACGCCCAGUCCGUCGUCCUCACGAGGAUGAUGACGCUGCAAGGACCGGUGGCUAUGCCGACGUCUCGUCCGGAUGGUUCCGAGGCUGCCACCGUGUCGGAGACCGGUAGCCUCGCAGGGGGCCACCAGUCCGGCGUGCAGUCGGACGCCCAGUCCGACGAUCUGUCUGACGCCCAGCCCGACGAUCAGUCUGGCGCCCAGUCCGUCGUCCUCACGAGGAUGAUGACGCUGCCAGGACCGGUGGCUAUGCCGACGUCUCGUCCGGAUGGUUCCGAGGCUGCCACCGUGUCGGAGACCGGUAGCCUCGCAGGGGGCCACCAGUCCGGCGUGCAGUCGGACGCCCAGUCGGACGCCCAGUCCGACGAUCUGUCUGACGCCCAGCCCGACGAUCAGUCUGGCGCCCAGUCCGUCGUCCUCACGAGGAUGAUGACGCUGCAAGGACCGGUGGCUAUGCCGACGUCUCGAGGUCGCCAACCGAAGCCGUCAGCUAUGGUGAAGCCCGUUUAUCGCAAACCUGAACAAGCUGUGGCUCGUCCGGCUCGUCAGCUAUCGCUGAAGAGCCGGACCUAAAACAGCGGACUUGGAAGGAUGUAAAGUACCAGGUCCACAAUAUGAUUACGACCCGCCAGAGACGGGCGCUCAGAUAGGUGAAAAGGGCUUCACCAGUCCGGCGCCCAGUCCGGUGCCCGGUCCGGCGCCCAGUCCGGCGCCCAGUUCGGCGCCCAGUCCGGCCUUCACCGUUUUUGUGGCAAAUACAGCAUCUGUCCUUU